This is a messenger RNA of Osmia bicornis bicornis, 3446 nucleotides long. Its product is annotated as zinc finger protein 329-like. Gene Ontology annotation, biological process: regulation of transcription by RNA polymerase II. Lineage: Eukaryota; Metazoa; Arthropoda; Insecta; Hymenoptera; Megachilidae. The transcript has 7 exons. The coding region runs from base 441 to 2705 and encodes 754 amino acids. Gene Ontology annotation, molecular function: DNA-binding transcription factor activity, RNA polymerase II-specific; RNA polymerase II transcription regulatory region sequence-specific DNA binding. The record is from RefSeq and is a predicted model, not a curated record. Gene Ontology annotation, cellular component: nucleus.
AGUUAUAUAGCAAAACUCGCAUGUAAUGGCCGACUUCGCGAUUCACUUAUCACAUCCCUAACUUCAUGAUUGUUGUGUGCGGCAUUUGUUUGCGCUGAAGUUCGUCUCUAAUGAGUUUUGUUAUUGCAUUUAUUACAAGAAGGUGCUGUUUAAUUUAGUGUAACAUAAUUGGUUACAAAUAAGUAGACGUUCUUUGAAAAACUCACCUCCUCGGACGAAACAAUAUGACAUUGUUCAGUAUCCAGACGCGUUUAGACCAUUUCACUCAUUUUUGUAAUUCAUCAUCAGGUUAGGUUCUCAUCGGAAAGCCGGUUCCGUUUUCGAAUUAAGAUUAGAAUAGGCGAACGUAACAAAAUCAAAUUAGGUUAAUAAUAAAAUAUAGGGUCAAGUUAAAGUCACCGAAGACCCUUUACGAGGUCAGCGUGAAAAUCAAAAAGAUAAUGGGAUCGUUGAACCUUGUUUGCCCGAUGUGCUGUGGCGAAACGUUUAACAAUCCACAGUCGUUAAAGUACCAUUUAUUAAGCAUGACGGACAACCUAUACUGUCCUGGUUGUUCGCAGCGAUCCGACUCGGUAAUGGCACUCAUUCAGCAUUUGGAUCGGUGUGGACAGAGUGUUGAAUCGGAUGAUGUACCAUCUGAGCCCAAGCAUGAACCUGAACAAGAGGCUCAACAGGAGUCUGAACCAGACACAGAGGUGCUAAUGGAUGCAAAUGUUGAGGGGAUAGAUCAAAGCUUCCUAGCAACUGUAAAUGACAGUGGAAUCAUGAUAGUUGGAGGGCCUCAAACUAUACAAGUUGACGAAAAUGGAGAUAUCAAAGUCGUAGAAAAGAUGGAGACUGAAGAGGCAGAGAUGGAGCAAAAUCCUUUGGAAUUUAAAAUGACAGAAAAAGUUCCUAUUAGCAAAGCAGAAGAAAAACCUUUGUCCCAAAACCAACUAGUUACAAUUUCCACUUCAAAAACAGAUGAUAAAUGCAGCAAUAAAAAUGUAAUUACUAUUUUACCUGAUGGCUCUGAACUGCUUGGUGGUGACACCGAUGCUCUGAUAAAUAUGGAUCACAUAAAUGAUGUAGGUGAAUUAGACGAAGAUGGGCUUUUACAUGUGAAGCAAGAACUUUGCGAGAUAGAACCGGAAGCAGUUUACAGUUGCACUAGUUGUGACAUGAGUUUCAAUUCUGUUGUGGAACAUAUAAAACAGUUUCACGACGGACAAGAAGUAUUACUUGAAAUAGCUGAUCAGUUAGAUGAUAUACCAGCUGUACCUGCAGCUAGUACCUUACCUUCAGAAUCAGGAGGAAGCAUGGUUAAUACUCGCCAGAGACAGAGUAUGAAUACACUUCGUACAGAAGAAUGCGUAGACAGUGAAGGAAGAUUGUAUACAAGGAAAGUAGUACAAAUAGAAAGGUUCUGGGAUAGAAGUCCGGCUCAAACAUCGCUUCAAUCGGCCAAGGCACCAAUGAUUGAAAAAUUUUUUUCCAAUGUGGAAGGAGUAAAGGUACGUGAAAAGAGAUUGGAAGCAACUCCAGUGAGAAUGUAUAGAUGUAAUCAGUGCCUUCAGCAGUUCUCGAAAUUAGGAAAUUUUCGAGUACACGCGUGUCUCCAUGGCAAUAAUCGUUGCGACAGUUGUGAUCAAACAUUUGCAACACCCAAAGCGUUGCAACUACACGCGAAGGUACACGAGGGUGAACCUGAUCCAAAUCAAAAAACUUUCAUAUGUGAAACCUGUGGUACGGAGUUUUGUUCGCAUAAAAGUUUGCGUUUGCAUUCUCGAAUGCACGCUCCGGUGAGAGCAAGACACGUUGACGCACCUGAAGGGACGCCUAGUGGAACAUUUACAUGCCCCGAGUGUGGUAAAACAUUAGCGGAAUCGUAUAAAGAGGCGCAUAUGGCAUUGCACUCCGGUGAUUCUGUAACUUGCACAGUUUGCAAUAGAAAAUUUGAUUCUGCUGAUAGUUUAGCAAUGCAUGCUGCGGUACACACGGAACUUAGCCAACCUCAUUCGCCAACACCACCUGCCAUGGACACUGCAGGUAGUGAACCUUCAGAAAAUCAGAAACCGUAUCAAUGCCAGCAUUGUGGUCGAAGAUUUACAAGACCUCACGAGAAAGUAAAACAUGAACGUAUUCAUACAGGGGAGAAACCGCAUGCCUGCGAGGUUUGCGGUAAAACUUUCCGUGUAUCUUACUGUUUGACGUUACACAUGAGAACCCACACCGGCGUCAGACCGUACGGAUGUCAACAUUGCGGCAAAAGAUUUAAAGCUUCUUCGGUGUAUAAUCAUCACUUACUUACGCAUGGAGAAGAACGCGCGUACACGUGCCCGUAUUGCCCGAAAACAUUUAAAACACGCGUUCAACUUGCGGGACACAAGAACAGCCACACUAAACCAUUUCGUUGCACCGAAUGUUCCCGGCCAUUUGCUUCAUUAUAUGCUGCGCGUGCUCAUAUACAAACGCAUAAAAAGGACAACAAUUUAAAGUUCAGUUGUUAUAUAUGCGGUGCAUCAUAUGGUAGAGCGUUCGCAUUAAAAGAUCAUUUGAAACAACAUGGUCAGGAUGUGCUAGCUCCACCUGAGCCAGCGAGGGAAGAGGAAAUUCCAGAAGGAGAAGAGUUUUUACUAGCUGAAGAAGAAGUUGAAGAUGACGAGUUGGUUAUACCAUCGCCUUUACCCGUUGCACAAUCCUCAGAAGCUGACGACACGGAAUGAGACUAUAAAAGCUAGUCAAAUGUUUGUUAUAAAUUAUACUUCAAUAUUGUUCACCCCGACGGGAAAAAAAAGAUAACGGAUAGGCUUCUAUUUUAUGUAGUGUUCAAAGACUAUCUGCAAAAGUUUCUAUUCAUGCAUUGAAUAGUAAGAAAUUUUAGUUUUUACGGACAAAUAAUAUUCUGAUAAGAACUGCUGCUGUGACUAGAAAUGAUAGUAUUUGUUUGUAAAUAACUUAUUAUAAAUUUUGUAUGUCCUCAUCGGUAAUGUGUGGAUAGGUAAUAUUACGUACGAAUAGCAAUUGUAUUAUGAUAGACUGGUUUUACCGUGUUUGUUUAAUAUAUUGAAGUAAACAGUCUAUAUUAUUUAAUUCAUCAACUAUUUUAACAAUUGAGUUUCUGUUGUUGAUCACAACUAUGUUGUAAUUUUUCAUCAUUCGACCCUUCCUAAUGUCUUAUUUCUCAGUUUUUAUUUAUUUAAUGAUACCAUAAAGAAAUGAGUGAAAACGGAUUUCAAGAUAUUUUAUUUCACCGAUAAAAAAGCACAAAUCUAACGAAAAAGAAAAAUUACUUUUAAUAUUAAGUUCUAAUAAUGUUAUAACUUAUAAUAAAACAAUGUAGAUUGAUUGGUAUAAGCUGGUUUGUAAACAAAAUCGAUAAUUUUAGUUAUUUUUAUCGGUUUAAGAAAUUAAUAUUUGUUGCUAUUAAUAUUGAAAUAGAACUAUUUGCAAAUUUAAACUUAAAA